Messenger RNA from Drosophila suzukii, 2345 nucleotides. The record is from RefSeq and is a predicted model, not a curated record. NCBI's taxonomy places the organism in Eukaryota, Metazoa, Arthropoda, Insecta, Diptera, Drosophilidae.
CCCACCAAACUAAACCCAACACAAUGUCCAAGAAACUACCAACUAUAUCCGUAACUGCCGACAAGCGGUCCACCCACUCCGAUUUAUCCUCCUCAUCGUCAUCCCAUGACACAGAUAGCAAUGACAUGGACUACGGGCGCAAUGGCGCCGGGGGCGUUACUGAUGUCGAAGAUUUUGACAGUCAGGUUGAGGUACUUAAGCCAAGCUCCCGGCGGAACUCCUAUAAUGCAUCCCUGAAGCCCAAAGCCCAUCUGAAAGCGAAUACGGGCGACAAUGAUGUAACUGACGUGGAGGACUACGAUACAGAAUCGGACGAUGAUGAGAAGAGCACAGCCUACCCAGAACUAAAGCUGUCACUGAGGGAGUUUCUCCAACAGGGACUUCAAAACCAAGAAGCAGUUGAUAAUGAUGCUAAGGAGAGCUGUGAAAUAAAAGCCGGAGAUUUCGUGCAAGCACAAAACCUAAAUGGUAUGGCAGACUAUCUGACUGAUUGCGAGGACUACGACACGGAUUCCGAAGUGGGCUAUGGCUGCGAGAAAUCCGUUUGCGUUGAUCUGGAUCAUGCCAUGGGCGAUCAGGGACGAGUUAAUAUAGCCGAUGGCGAGAAGAACCAGGACGACUCCGAUCAGUACGAAGAUGUCUCUGUGAUCAGUGACAUAAGCGAUCUAGCCUCGGCCAUGUCCGAUUGCACCGGCAUAGGGGUGCGUGGAAUGUCCGAAGAUGAGGUGUUGGAGGUAUCCGAGAGUGGUCAUGAAGAGGUUUGCCAAAUUGCCUGUUCGGGAUCCGAUUCAGAGUCGGAAGGGGCUGCAGCCUGGAGUCGGAGUGAAGGUGAUACCAGUUUUCCACAAAUUGAUGUGGCCUUUGUUAGUGCCAGUGGUCAGCCGCGACGAAACUCCAAGUCCAGUAUGUCCAUGCAAGGUCAGAAGAAUUUUCUACAGCUUGCCUCAAAACACGAAGAGGUUCUAACAGACGUUGAAGGCAUCGACGACUCAGCAGCCGAAGAAGAUAGUUUUGACAACGAGGAGGAGGACGAGCAGCCUAUACCACGUGCCAUUAUCCUUGCGUCCGGUGACGAUGGGACCUGCCUUACUGAUGUAGAGGACAUGUUCUGUGACGACACGUCGCUGUCCACUAGCGCCGAGCCAGAAGUUCGUUCAAUCUGUUUGGGGGCCCUACCAGUGCCACAUCGCGAGGUAGUGGUGCUUAAGGAGGACAAGAACGGGGACACUAUUACCAAUGUUAUGCCCAUGGACAGCAACUACGAAUUUGGAAUUUAUAACCACCUGAAGGACAUGAUCCACACUGAUUCCGAAGAUUAUUCGUGCGCCGAUGAGUGGAGCCUUCAACAUUCACUUGCCGAGGACGCUGCGAUGGGAGGACCAAGUCUUAUCGAAAACGAAGUAAUAGUGUCAAAUGAACUUUUAAAGCAGCAGCAGAACAAGCGCCUUGAGGUUCAGAGCAACGCUGAGUCCGUAACAGAUGUUGAGGAGAUCUUCGUGGCCGGAACAAAUCGCCGCAAGAAGCUAAAGACCCGCACUCUGAGCAAAGGCAAGAAUAAACUACUUGAAGCCGUGAAGGGCAAAGAGGAGGGAGUAACAGAUGUCGAGGACAUGGACCUAAGCGAAUGUGGCUUACCUCCAGGAGUGAAGCGCGUGGAGCAGCUGAAACAACAGGCUAAGGGCUCGAAUGCGGACAAGUUCUCUGAUUCCGAGGACGUAUCCACGGAUGAUGUAUCCGAUAUCUCAGAUGUCUCUGAUGCUCUACCACCAUCGACGGAUGACAAAACCAGCGGCAAGACAAAGCCACAACAGCUUCACUUUCGUCUGCUUAAAGAUGACAUAGUAAACCAACAGCUCACCGAUGUUGAGGACGUUCAGUUGCCAUCGGAAGCGGAGGACGCCUUGGAACCACCGGCCGUACCAGUUGCCAAUAGCAAUAGUAAAGAGCUGAAUGAUAUGCUGAACGAGAGCUACACGGUGGUGCACGAGAGGAGUGGUCGCAGUUUCAACAGCGAGGCCGAGAAGCUGCAUACUAAAGGCAUGAUCCGAGAUGCCAAUACCGACGUAGAGUAUGUUGAGUCCGACGAGUCAGCCGCCAGGGGAGGCAACUAGCCUGCUUCCCGUGUCCUCAUCCAAUCCGACUCUAUUCGAUCCCAAGCUGUUGCCAAAAUAAAUCUCAACAAUAGUUAAUAAGUGUUCAUAGAUACGAAAAACCCAACACACACAUUCAAGCAUUUUAAACCCUUCAAGAAAAGAAAGUAGACCUAUCCAUUCUGGAUACAGCAAAGAUCUCACAAGAAAUUGGUGAUGUUAAAGUUGGUGGUGGUGAUGAUGAUGGUGAUGGCG